This is a messenger RNA of Pisolithus orientalis, 507 nucleotides long. RefSeq lists its product as uncharacterized. Bases 1 to 507 code for a protein of 168 amino acids. The record is from RefSeq and is a predicted model, not a curated record. The transcript is spliced from 2 exons. NCBI's taxonomy places the organism in Eukaryota, Fungi, Basidiomycota, Agaricomycetes, Boletales, Pisolithaceae.
AUGGGUGAAGUGCAGUUAAAGCUCAUGAAAAAUCCACCUGUGUCCCCAGGGAGCCAUGGUGCUGUGGCUUGGCUUGUGGAAGGAAUUAGCAUAGAGGAUGCACAGGACCAGCUAAGAUCUGAGCUUAGACAGAGCCACAUGUCUACCAGACAAGAAAUCAAAGUCUCAGAGAAAAGAAAAAGACUUUCUGCCAGGAUUGACAAAUUCCAUGGCACCAGCCUGGCAUUUCUCAAAGGUUUGGAGGUGGAUGAUGUCUUCAUACCCCAGGAUGAUCCAGCAUUCCUUGGGCAAGGUGAAGAAAUUGAUGACAAUGGAGAGUACUGGGAAGAUGAUGAGGAUUGGGAGCCUACAGAAGAAGGAGAGGAGCUACCUGCUGAGCUCAUGAGUAUAUGGAUGCCCUCAUCCAUUGGAGCAACCAAACUGAUGGAGCUUGGCCUUCAUGACCUCCUCAAAGAAGAAAUGGAACUCAGGAUUGGGCAAGCUAAUGAUUGUCUAGACCAGCUCUGA